Molecule: messenger RNA, 3710 nt
Organism: Nerophis ophidion (straightnose pipefish)
Lineage: Eukaryota; Metazoa; Chordata; Actinopteri; Syngnathiformes; Syngnathidae
Product: protocadherin-17-like
Exons: 5
Coding region: 909-3710 (933 amino acids)
Biological process (GO): homophilic cell-cell adhesion
Cellular component (GO): plasma membrane
Molecular function (GO): calcium ion binding
Source: RefSeq, a predicted model, not a curated record
CGUGUGCGUGCACGGAGUUCAUACCGUGCGAGGAAGCGCUCGUCUUUUUUAUUCUACUCAGGACGCAUCCAAACGUACACAACACACUUUGUAACAACGUGCUUUUUUCUUUUUCUACAGAAAAAAAAGAAAGAAAAGAACAACGUUGCAUUGAGUUGAUGCAACAAAAAAGAAAAAAAAAAAAAAAAAAGGACGCACCUCCAUGUUACUUUGGAUAAGGACGCCGGGCAAGGACACCGCACUACACCGCUGAUGCUGAUGCUGAUCCGGGCGGGAUAGGACCCACUGACCGGUCUCUCUCUCUUUUUUUUUUUUUUUUUUUUUUAGAUCUGCACACCUUUGUCACGCAUCUGGAUGCUUUUUGUCCUUGCUUUUUUUUUUUUUUUGGAACAAGGGUGACUCACUGCGUGCAAAAGGCGAGCCUCUGCAUCCUAAUCACACAGCAGCUCAUUGACAUUACAGUCAGACUUUUCUGGAGCCCUUUUUUAUUUAUUUAUUUAUUUAUUUAUUUCCACUGCUGCUGCAUUGUAGCCUGCAAAGAAGAAAAAGGGCAAAAGGAUACACAUUCCCUCCUUUUGGAACUAUAUCUGGACUAAAAUCCACUUCAUUUAGGUGGUGUCAAUUUGCAUUCGCCAUGACUAUUCCGUUCGGAGAGUGGAUCAUGAUUAUUGCUCAGAUGACUCUGAGUGCGGCGUUGAAUUUAAAUUAGGUGUUCGGCGACCACAGAUUGCCGGGAGAGGCGGAGGAGGAGUGCAAGAGAUAAAACACAAUCCGCCGAGGCGAAUGCCGAGACCUCGCGUGAUGACCAGGACUCUUUUUUGGAAGUGAUAAGACGGAGCUGUAGCGGGGGACAAAAAAAUAUAUAUCAACAGGUCAACGCAGCUUGAAGCCACUUCCAGAGAGUGGGGAUGUAUCUUUCUGUUUUUUUUUUCCUCCUCUUGUGGGCUCGAGCCCUGACGCUGAAGAACUUGAAUUACUCCGUCCCCGAGGAGCAAGGACCGGGGACGGUGAUCGGAAACAUCGCCAAAGAUGCCCGACUCGGCCUGGAGCAGACCGGGCAGGGCGGGCAGGGGAAGAAAGCCAACUUCAGGGUGCUGGAGAACUCGGCGCCGCAUCUCAUCGACGUGGACCCCCAGAGUGGACUGCUCUAUACAAAACAGCGCAUUGACCGAGAGACUUUGUGUAAAAGAAACCCCAAGUGCCAGCUCUCCAUGGAGGUGUUUGCGAACGACAAGGAGAUCUGCAUGAUUAAAAUAGACAUCCAAGACAUAAAUGACAACUCCCCGAGUUUCCCCUCUGACCAGAUCGACAUUGACAUAUCUGAAAAUGCAGUCCCGGGGACACGUUUCCCCCUGACCAGCGCUCAUGAUCCAGAUGCAGGGGAAAAUGGUCUGAAAACCUAUCAGAUAACACGCGAUGACUACAAUCUCUUUUCCUUGGAGGUAAAAUCCCGCGGGGAUGGAACUAAGUUCCCAGAAUUGAUCAUCCAAAGGCCACUAGACCGGGAAGAAAGAAACCAUCACACCCUUAUUUUGUCAGCAACUGAUGGCGGGGAAUAUUCAAGGUCUGGCACCAUGCAGAUAAACGUUAAAGUUAUCGAUUCAAAUGACAACAGCCCGGUGUUUGACCAGCCCUCGUAUGUUGUUGAAAUUCCUGAAAACUCCCCUCCCGGUAAAGUCUUGAUAGAUUUAAACGCCACCGACCCUGACGAGGGCAACAAUGGACAGGUGGUCUAUUCUUUCAGUGGCUAUGCCCCAGAGAGAAUCCGGGAGCUGUUCUCCAUAGAUUCUAGAACAGGGGUCAUCAAGAUUCAGGGCGAAAUUGACUACGAAGAGAGCCCUGUUAUUGAGAUCGACGUACAGGCAAAGGACCUCGGCCCCAAUCCCAUCCCGGGCCAUUGUAAAGUCACCGUUAAAGUGCUUGACAGGAACGAUAACUGGCCCUCUAUUGGCUUUGUGUCGGUACGACAGGGAGCCAUCAGCGAGGCGGCACCUUCAGGCACUGUUAUUGCUCUGGUCCGGGUCACGGACAAGGACUCAGGCAGGAACGGCCAGCUUCAAUGCAGAGUGCUGGGUAACGUCCCCUUUAAACUAGAAGAGAAUUACGAUAACUUCUACACCGUCGUGACGGAAAGACCGUUGGACAGAGAGGCGCAAGACGAGUACAACGUCACCAUUGUGGCAAAGGACAACGGCAUUCCACCUCUGAACUCCACAAAAUCUUUCACCGUAAAGAUUUUGGAUGAGAACGACAACGUCCCGCGCUUUACUAAGUCGGUUUACCUACUGCAGAUACCGGAGAACAACAUACCGGGAGAGUUCCUGGGUUCAGUGCUUGCUCAUGACCCGGAUCUCGGACAAAACGGCACGGUGUACUACAGCAUUAUUAACUCCAACGUGAGCGGGGGUGAUGUCAACACCUACGUAAACGUGAACGCCGCCAACGGAGCCAUAUAUGCAGUCAGAUCGUUCAACUAUGAGCAGAUCAAAUACUUUGACUUCAAAGUACUCGCUCGGGACGCAGGAUCGCCCCACCUGGAGAGCAACACAACGGUGCGCAUCAGUAUUCUGGACGUAAACGAUAACAUCCCUGUCAUCGUUCUCCCGCUUCUACAAAACGACACCGCUGAAAUCCACGUGCCGCGGAACGUCGGGGUGGGCUACAUUGUCACCACGGUGAGGGCAGUGGACAAUGACUACGGCGAAAGCGGGAGACUCACAUACGAGAUCUCGGACGGGAACGAGGAGCACCUUUUCGAGAUGGAUCCAGCGACCGGUGAGGUGCGAACAGCCCACCCUUUCUGGGAGAACGCCAGUCCCGCCGUGGAGCUGAUCAUCCGCGUGUCGGACCACGGCAAGCCCACCCUCACCACCGCGGCGAGGCUCAUCAUCAAGGCCUCCAACGGACAUCCCGCUGACGGACUGCUGCAUGUCGACAACCAUCAGAAGUGGGACAUGUCCCUGCCUCUCAUCGUGACUCUGAGCAUCAUCUCAAUCAUGCUUCUGGCUGCCAUGGUCACCAUAGCCGUCAAGUGCAAACGGGAAAACAAGGAGAUACGGACCUAUAACUGUCGAAUCGCAGAAUACUCGCAUCCUCAGCUGGGGAAAGGAAAGAAAAAGAAGCUUAACAAGAACGACAUCAUGCUGGUGCAGAGCGAGGUGGAGGAGCGGGAUGCCAUGAAUGUGAUGAAUGUGGUAAGCAGUCCUUCCUUGGCCACCUCUCCCAUGUACUUUGACUACCAGACACGCCUGCCACUCAGCUCACCGAGAUCAGAAGUCAUGUACCUUAAGCCCACUACCAAUAACCUCAGCGUGCCCCAAGGCCACGUGGGAUGCCACACCAGCUUCACAGGCCCAGUCACCAGCACUACAGACACACCUACUAACCGCAUGUCCAUCAUACAGACGGACAGUUUCCCCGCUGAGCCUAAUUACAUGGGAAGCAGACAGCAGUUUGUUCAAAGCAGUUCGACGUUCAAAGACCCGGAGCGAGCGAGCCUGAGAGACAGCGGCCACGGCGACAGCGACCAGGCCGACAGCGACCAGGACACCAACAAAGGCUCCUGCUGCGACAUGUCGGCCAAGGAAGCUCUCAAGCUCAAGGCUUCGGGCGUUCGACCGCCCCCUCUGGAGCAAGACCACGAUCUUGGGCCCGGGCCCCUGAACAACCGCCGAGUGCCGGGCUGGGGAAGUUAUUGUAAAAAGGCGUAA